UGGGAGCACGAGGCUGACGGUGACGGGAACCGGCUUCAGCACCAUCCAGAAGCCCCGAGUGCGAGCUCAAUACCGGGGCCUGGAGUCCAGUAAUAGUUGUCGAGUGCUGAAUGAGACAGUGAUGCUGUGCCGAGCUCCAGGCCUGGGGGGAGCUGAGUGGCCGGUGACGGUGACGGAGAAGGGGGUCGAGGCCGAGCAGUUUGGGUUCAUCCUGGACGGGGUUCGCUCCCUCCUCUCCCUCAACACCUCGUUUACCUACUACCCCAACCCCGAAUUCCAGAGCUUUGGAGGCACAGGCACAUUGGACGCCAAGCCAGGCUCCCCCCUCAUCCUCAAGGGUAGGCACCUGGUACCCGCUGGUCCAGGCAGCUCUCGCCUGAACUACACUGUCCUGAUCGGGGACACACCUUGUGCUAUCACCGUCUCCCACACACAGCUCCUGUGUGACUGUCCUACAACCACCGGGCGACACAGGGUCAUGGUGAGGGUGGGGGGGGUACAGUUCUCCCCGGGGAUGCUGCUGGUGUUCUCUGACAGUGUGCUGACGUUGCCGGGGGUGGUGGGGUUAGGGGUGGGGGGCUCCUCGCUCCUGGUGGCUAUCGUGGCGGUGUUGGUGGCGUAUAAGCGCAAGACCCGGGACGCAGAUCGCACACUCCAGAGGCUCCAGCUCCAGAUGGACAACCUGGAGUCCAGAGUGGCUCUGGAGUGUAAGGAAGCCUUUGCUGAGCUACAGACAAACAUCCACGAGUUGACGAAUGAUUUGGAUGGAACAGGAAUCCCGUUCCUGGAUUAUAAAACCUACACAACCCGCGUUCUCUUCCCGGGAAUUGACGAUCAUCCCGUCCUCAAGGAACUAGACGCUCCCUCCAACGUGGAGAAGGGUCUCAAGCUGUUUGGUCAGUUGCUGAGUGACAAGGUUUUCCUGCUGACGUUCAUUCGCUGUCUGGAAACCCAGCGCAGCUUCUCCAUGAGGGACCGGGGGGUGGUGGCUUCCCUGGUGAUGACCGCCCUCCAGGGGAAGAUGGAGUACGCCACCGUGGUCCUCAAGCACCUCCUCGCGGACCUGAUCGAGAAGAACCUCGAGAAUAAGAACCAUCCCAAACUGCUGCUGCGGAGGACCGAGUCUGUGGCUGAGAAGAUGUUGACAAAUUGGUUUACGUUCCUGCUGUACAGGUUCCUCAAUACUCCAGUGUACAAUGUACACUGUCAGUAA
Messenger RNA from Callorhinchus milii (elephant shark), 1213 nucleotides. Its product is annotated as plexin A3-like. Gene Ontology annotation, cellular component: semaphorin receptor complex. The annotation marks the transcript as partial. Lineage: Eukaryota; Metazoa; Chordata; Chondrichthyes; Chimaeriformes; Callorhinchidae. Gene Ontology annotation, molecular function: semaphorin receptor activity. The transcript is spliced from 8 exons. The record is from RefSeq and is a predicted model, not a curated record. Gene Ontology annotation, biological process: regulation of GTPase activity; negative regulation of cell adhesion; regulation of cell shape.